Molecule: messenger RNA, 1971 nt
Organism: Phycomyces blakesleeanus NRRL 1555(-)
Lineage: Eukaryota; Fungi; Mucoromycota; Mucoromycetes; Mucorales; Phycomycetaceae
Exons: 11
Coding region: 1-1788 (595 amino acids)
Biological process (GO): sphingosine biosynthetic process; ceramide biosynthetic process
Cellular component (GO): serine palmitoyltransferase complex
Molecular function (GO): pyridoxal phosphate binding; serine C-palmitoyltransferase activity
Source: RefSeq, a predicted model, not a curated record
AUGACAAGCACUCUCCAGGUUCCCACCAUUGAGAUUCAAGGAGCAAACCCUCGUCGUGAUUCUCCACGUACUAGACCACGCACCUUCUCUCUCUCGUCUCUCGUGGGAAAAACCCGGAGAGCAUACUCUGUCUCAUCUGCUUAUCCACCCAAGAUCCAUCCUGCACUAGCACUUCCUGUUCCAAAGUCAUCUGGCGAUCACUCUCUUUCAGUCCGCGAUCAUGUAUUUGGAGACGUCUGGACUGAUCCCCGGCAGUCUUUAUGUAGUCCUGCCUCGAACCUGACACCUGCACAGAGACGCAAUUCCGUGGCAGCAGCUUCUCGUCGAUACGAAGAUUUUGAACAAAAAAUGGAAGCUGCCCCACUAUUUGUGCUUGUGUCGACCUAUCUUAAUUAUCUCGUUUUGAUUUUGUUUGGCCAUUUACGAGACAUUCUUGGAAAGGUCUUUAAGCGUAAGAAGUAUGCUCACUUGAGAACAAACGAGGGCUAUGCUCCUCUGGUAUCUGAUUUUGAUUCAUUUUAUACAAGGCGUAUGUAUUUGCGCAUUCGUGAUUGUUGGAACCGUCCCAUUACUGGAGUUCCAACAAGAAAGACCAUGAUAUUGGAAAGAAAGACAACAGAUUUUAAUGAGACAUUCAGUUUGACAGGAAGGAAGAUUGAGGCUAUCAACUUUGCAUCAUACAAUUACCUUGGGUUUGCACAGAACACUGGCCCAUGUGCUGAUGCAGUCCAAGAUGCUGUGCGUGAAUAUGGCAUCAGCACUGCCAAUUCACGGUUGGAGGCUGGAACUUCUGAUUUACAUGUCCAAUUGGAAAGAAAAACCGCCCAAUUUGUCGGAAAAGAGGAUGCAAUUAUUGUUUCCAUGGGAUUCGCCACUAACUCAACCACUAUCCCUGCCCUGGUGAACAAGGGAUGUUUGAUUAUCAGCGACGAAUUAAACCAUAGUUCAAUUGUAUUUGGCGCUCGUCUUUCGGGUGCUUCUAUCCGUGUAUUCAAACACAACAACAUGGUUGAUCUUCGCGAACUAUUGCGUGAGGUGAUUUCUCAGGGACAACCCCGAACCCACAGACCUUGGAAAAAGAUUAUGAUUAUUGUCGAAGGUUUAUAUUCCAUGGAAGGCUCGAUUGUUAAUUUACCGGAACUCAUUCGCUUGAAACGUGAAUUCAAGUUCUAUCUCUAUAUUGAUGAAGCCCAUUCUAUUGGUGCUCUGGGUGAGAAUGGAGGCGGUGUUUGUGAUUUCUAUGGAAUUUCUCCAAAGCACGUAGAUUUAUUGAUGGGUACAUUUACAAAAUCUUUUGGUGCUGCUGGCGGAUACAUUGCUGGUGACAAGACGGUGAUUGACCACUUGAGAGUCCGUAAUCAUGCCUUUUGUUAUGCCGAAACAAUGUCUAUUCCCAUUACUCAGCAAGUACUCACCAGUCUGAGUAUCAUUCGUGGUGAGGAAGGUACCAAUGAUGGCCGUGAUCGUAUCCAGAAGCUGGCAGAUAACUCGCGUUAUUUUUCAGCAAAGUUACGAGCUCUUGGAUUUAUCGUAUAUGGUGAUGAAGGCAGCCCUGUUAUUCCUCUUCUUCUUUUUAACCCAGCAAAGAUAUCUGCCUUUUCUCGUGAGGCGCUCAAGCGCGGGAUUGCUCUGUGUGUGGUAGGAUAUCCUGCCACUCCUAUCAUUAGUUCCCGUGCUCGUUUUUGUGUCUCUUCAUCACACACUCGGGAGGAUCUGGAUGAUGCUUUGGAGAAGAUUAGCGAAAUUGGUGAUAUUCUUAUGUUGAAGUUCAAGGAGACUUCAUCCUAAGCCCCCUUUUUUAAGAAGAAAAAACCUCGCAUCAUUCUAUAUCUUUAUUUUUAUUAUUCAAGUCUAUAUCGGCCAACUGAUCUCUAUAGUCAAUCAUUCACUUCGUAUUAUUAUUUUUCUUUUUUUUGUAUUUCAUUUCAUCAUUAAACGACUCUGUCUUUCUUUUUAAGACAUCUCUUCCAC